Molecule: messenger RNA, 647 nt
Organism: Diatraea saccharalis (sugarcane borer)
Lineage: Eukaryota; Metazoa; Arthropoda; Insecta; Lepidoptera; Crambidae
Source: the annotation of a GenBank genome assembly
UGCAAACCAAACGCUAACAAGAAACACAUCGAAAAUGGCUUUGAUACCACAUCUUUUUGAUUACGACUUACCUUGGCCAAGGCGUCUAUUAGAUCAGAACUUUGGGCUUGCGUUAACACCUGAAGACGUUAUGAAAGCAGUGAGCAGUCCUGUCAUACCACGAUUACGACCGUGGUGGCCUCCUGAAGUUGGGUCUUCGCUAAAGGUUGAUAAAGAUAAAUGGCAAAUCAACGUGGACGUACAACACUUCUCUCCGGAUGAGAUCACAGUGAAAAUAUCAGAUGGCUAUAUCGUAGUUGAAGGGAAACAUGAAGAAAAGAAAGAUGAGCAUGGCCUCAUAUCCAGACAAUUUGUAAGGAGAUUCAAACUACCAGAUGAUAGUGAUCCUGAUGCUGUCGCUUCCAGAUUGUCAUCCGAUGGAGUACUAACAGUUUUAGCACCGAGAAAGUCUGAUACCGCGAAAGGUGAACGACCUGUACCCAUCACACAGACGGGACCUAUUAGAAAAAUUGUUGAAGACAAUAAACCCGAACUAAAGUGAAUUGUGUAAGCAUUUUGAUAGUUUUAAGUUGUUAUGUUGUUAAUCAUUUCAAUAAAUAAUAUUUGCCAAUUCAUUACAUAGUGUUGUUUUUUUUUAUAUUUUGCCA